Molecule: messenger RNA, 1411 nt
Organism: Drosophila hydei
Lineage: Eukaryota; Metazoa; Arthropoda; Insecta; Diptera; Drosophilidae
Product: protein sym1
Exons: 5
Coding region: 723-1283 (186 amino acids)
Cellular component (GO): cytoplasm; membrane
Source: RefSeq, a predicted model, not a curated record
GCUAAGGUUCUUCUAUAUACAUACAUACCUAGAAAUUUUCUGUUAGUUUAUUGUGGGUGUAAAUGCCGAUUACGCAUAAAUCUUGAGCAACAUACAAUUACAUAAACACACAUUUGACUGUGCGUGCGUGUGACUGUGUGCAUGCGUAACGCUUCCUUGCCAAAGACAUUGUUAUGACACGGGCAAAACGAGUGCCCGUUAGGAAAUUUUCUGUGCUAAAUCAUGCACUUAACUGCUCACUGAAUAAUAAUAAUUUGUGACAAUUGUGUUUAUUGAAUACAGCGUAUACACAUAUACACACUAACAUCCAUAUGUGCAUAAGGGGUAGCAUGAACGGUAAACAGUAAACACAUAGGAAAUUUGCGACUUUUUUUUGCCAAAUUUUUGGCAUAGGUGAAAUUUCUUUACAGCUUUCAUAAGCACAUACCCUUGACUUCCACUACGCCCGUCCUCAUCUGUCAACUGGCAAAAAUUGAGGAAACGGAAAAGCUUUUGCACGAUCGUGCAACAAAAUGCAUUUUCAAUGGCAAUUGCAUUUUUUUUGUUGGCAAAUAAUUUGUAGCUUUUAGUAUGCGUGCAACCAUUGUGACACUUAGUCGAAAAUAUAUAUAUUUCUUCUAUAAAAGCAAAGUUCAAAUACUGUGGGAAAAAGUGCAGCAUCAAAUUGCGCGCCUGUCUUCAAAAAACAGUUGAAACUAAAGCAAAAACAAAAACAUUGAGAGAUGGCUUCUACAGUGGUGUGGCAACAGCUGAAGAGCUUCAUCGUUAGAUAUCCCAUUGCGCGUGGUAUGAUAUCGUAUAGCCUGAUUUGGCCCACGGGCAGCCUGAUACAGCAGACAUUUGAAGGCAAGAGCUGGGGCAGCUACGAUUGGUGGCGCGUCUUUCGCUUUAGCAUGUAUGGCGGAUUGUUUGUGGCGCCCACGCUCUAUGGCUGGGUGAAGAUCUCCAGUGCUAUGUGGCCACACACAUCUCUGCGCUAUGGCGUUAUUAAGGCUGCCGUGGAGACCAUUUCGUACACACCUGCCGCAAUGACCUGCUUCUAUUUCAUUAUGAGCUUGCUGGAGUCAAAAACGGUGCAGGAAGCUGUGGCCGAGGUUGGCAAGAAGUUUCUGCCCACCUACAAGGUUGCUUUGGCAGUUUGGCCUUUGGUAGCCACCAUCAACUUUUCUUUGAUACCUGAACGCAAUCGUGUGCCUUUUAUUAGUGUGUGUAGCUUAUGCUGGACAUGUUUCCUGGCUUAUAUGAAACACUUGGAGCACCAUGAGGUGGAUCAAGUUAUUUAAUUAUGUUGUAUUUGUAUAGUAUUGUAAAUAGCUUUAAUAAAAUUAGGAAAGAUAAGUGACCGGUCCUUAUUGAUGUAAAGAAGGCAAAAGUGUGACCAGUUGUUUUCGGAAAAACAAAAAACAAUCAG